GGGCGGCAGCCACGGCGGCCACCCUCGGCGACGGCAGUGCCAACCCGUUCGCUCCCUCGACCGACCAGCUGUUCGAGGCUCUGCUGCGUCGCGCCCCGCAGCAUGGCGAGCGCUUGGCGGCGCUCAAGAAGGAGUUCGAGGACGCUCCGCCGCCAGCUGCCGCCGCCCCAGUCAAGCCCAGCCUCGAGCGUGAGACAGAGGCACAGCGGCUGGCAGUGGCUGCUCGCAAGGCCGAUGAAUCUCUUGCGAAGGCGAUCGCUCACGAACAGGAGUGCACCGACUGGCUGGCACGGGCUCGGGCGGCUGUGGAGCAGGCGGCGCAAGAUGCAGCCGACGCCAGGCUGGCCCAUGAGCAGCAGUUGGAGCAAGACCUCCAGCGCCUCAAGAGUCGAGAAGGUGCAGCACGUGUCGCCGCUGUCGCCGAUCCCAAGCCCAAGCUCAACCUGUCCAGCUUUCUCGACGAGGGCGACGAGCUUGGGCAACUGUUCGAGUUCGAGGACGGCGAGGCCUUCGACUUCGCCGAUCUGGACCUGGCCAAGGAAGACAUCGAGGCUUGGCAGAAGCACAAGAUUUCGCUGGCACAGGAGAUCAAGCAGGCGAUCAGUGCGGCGAUUGGCCCAGCAGCUGCUCAACUGGGUGCUCGCAGACAACAGUUCAAGGAGUUCAAGGCGAGGCAGCUGCUGAAGGUAAAGGUCGUGGUGAGGAGCAGCCUGCAGGUGGAGACCAGCCUGCUGCCCCUGCCGCAGGCGAUGGCCAGGCGUCCCAGGAGCGAGUGCAGCGGGUUCUGGCAGAAGCCAGGGGCAACCCGCCCUCGUCGGCGACCUACGCUGACGCUGCCGUGGCUCCACAAAAGUGCGGGUAGCACGAUUCGUCUGUACCCGAAGCCGGGACAAUCUCAGAAUGCGGCACCAGAAGUUCGACGAUUGCUAUUGCACAAUCUUUCUAUGUGGGGGCACAAAGCCACCAAGCUUUUUGCAGAGAGUGAUGUUGAUGUCAUCAUCAUGCCCGAGACGCACGUGCUGGCUUGCGACACUCCGGAUAUUUUGAGCACGCUGAAGCAGCACAAAUGGCAAGGUAUUGUUUCUCCAGCAUACCCCACGACCUACGUGAAGAAGGCAGGUGGCAUUGUUCUGGGUAUCCGUCAGCAUCUUUGUUGGUCUUCUUUUCGCCACUUGUCGGACGACCCUGACAACGCGAUCGGCUUAGUUGACGUCAACAGCAAGCAGAAGUUAUCGGGGCCCUUGUCCUUCAAGGAUGUGGUGGCGGUCGAGUGGAAGAUCGCCAGAGUCCCGCUGCUAGUGAUUGGUGCUUAUUUGACUGUCUCAGUGGGGUUGGAAGCACCCAUCAAUGUCGCAAAGCUUCUCACUAUUUCGGCGCUGUUGGACAAUCAUGCGGGGCCUUGGAUCAUCGUGAGAGAUUUCAACGCUACCCCCCUGGAGAUGGCCUCAUGGAUUCGUAAGUGGAAUGGACAUUUUUACCACCCACCUGGCAUCACCCACACGUCCACGAGGGGCAAGGGGCAGCGAAUCAUCGACUAUGCUGUGGCUUCUCAGGACUUCUCUACACUUUUUCAUGAUGCGAUCCAGCUGGAUGCUGAGGGUGGUGACCACUACGGCAUGAUUUUGGAGUUGAAUGUUUCUGCACAACAGUCUGCACGUCGAGUCCUGGACCUACCGAAGAUGUUCCUGUCACCGCUGCCCACCAAGUUAAAGGGUGACCCCAACAGCAAACGGUCGAGGAAGAAAUUGGAGUUGGAGCGGCGACGGCAACAACGCGCUCUGGACCACUCGGAGGAUCUCGAGCAAGAACUUCCUGAACCCGAGUCUGAAGACGAGGAGUUCCUGGCGCAACCUCAGCAGGCCAGCUCAUGCACGAAAUACCCAGAGGAGGCUCGCAAGUUUCUACAUCGAGAUUUUUUCGACUUCGACUCCGAGGCGCUUCAGCAGAUGUGGCAGUCGCAUAUUUAUGACCACAAGACUUCCGAGGUCAAGCCUGUAGCUCAGGACUGCCACCCAGCCAAGUAUUUAGAGUGGAGGGUUGAAGAUCUGGAUAAGCUUUGGGCCACCAUUGACAACAACACUCUCCAGCACUGUGAGUGGACCCUACCGCCAGAUUGGAUACAAGACAGCCUCUCGUAUAAGUAUGAUCCCGAGACUGCUAUCGAGCUGGGAUCAGACUACG
Prorocentrum cordatum is the source of this 2181-nucleotide messenger RNA. NCBI's taxonomy places the organism in Eukaryota, Dinophyceae, Prorocentrales, Prorocentraceae. The record is from the annotation of a GenBank genome assembly.